UGCGAACUUGGGCAAAAAAACUACGAUCAUCGAUAGCUGAAAGAAGAAAGAAUAACUUGGGUAAUUAUUAUUUGCUAUUUGAAGAACAACUUUGCAUUCUUCUUUUAACUAAAAAAUAAAGAUGUAUAAAAAAUUACUACACUGGUUUUUCCAACAUAUAUACACUUUAUUGAUUUGAUAAAUAAAAUGCUGCGAGCAAAGCGAAGCAUGCCUUGCAUCUCAUAUUACGUAUAUAACAUCAGCGACGGGGAUGAGUGACGACUUUACUCUCUAUUUGCACAAUGGAGGUAUUCUAUAAUAUUUUCUAGUCAGAUUUAGGUAAGACUCGCGUAACAACAGUCCAAUUCAUAACUAUAAGUAUGUAACAAAUAAGUACAGUCAUAUGGACAAACAAUCAAUAAACGAAAAACAAACAAAACACUUUCGAAUUGCUCGCGGAAACGAAGAUUGUCCUCAAUGAAAACGAGCCAUGAUAUUAACUGAGACCAUCAUUAUAGGUACACACACAUACAUAUACACACACGUCUAAAAUGUCUUCUCGAAUUUGCCUGCGGAUCAUGCCAGCAGACAAACUCUUGUUCUCGUAGCGUAUUUAGGAGCUUAGGAUAGGAUCUAGUGCCUGCGGUGUGCGGCGUCUUUUUUCAGGACUGUGCUCGGGGAACGACGGCGCUAGGACGUCGACGACUUUUCUUUGGAUGGCAGAAAACGCGACGUGAAUUGCAAAAGAUACAUAUAUAUGUAUAUAUAUGUAUAUAUAACGAGGUAGCAGACAUAGACAAACAAUGCUAUCCGAUAUGAAUCACGGCCGAACCUGUAAAACAACAGAGAUUGUUGAGGAAUAUGUUUCCUCUCUCCAGGAUCUCAAAACCAAUAGCAAACCUCAAAUUAAUUUGCUUACGAUACUAGCAGAAGAUUAUAUUGAAUAUGCAUCAGCUAUAGUUGAAGCAGUAGAAGCCCAUUUACAAAAGGUGCGAAGCGAGAUCAAACUUCCAGUACUGUAUCUUAUUGAUUCGAUAAUCAAGAAUGUGAAUGGGUCCUAUAUAAAUCUUUUCUCAAAAAAUAUUGUGCAAACAUUUUGCAACGUAUUUGAAAAGGUUGAUGAAAGUACAAGAGCAAGAAUGUGGAAGUUGAGGCAGACAUGGAGUGAAAUUUUCCCUCCAAAUAAAUUAAGUGCUUUGGAUGUACAAGUGCACAGCAUUGAUCCGGCUUGGCCAAUAUCAUCUUCACCUUCAUCAGCUAGUGCACAAUCAAAAUCAAUAAUCCAUGUUAACCCCAAGUUUCUUUCAAUGCAAAAAGUACAGCAGCCAAGGCGAUUAACACAGGCGUCACCGCGAUCAUCACGAGUUGCCACAACACCAAAAGCACCAGUAGUUGAUACUAAAUUAAUUUCAGAUGAGCAGACAAGGGAAGAGCGGAUGAUGAGAGAAGAGCUCUUGAAAAAACAAAAAGAGUUAGUUGCACUACAACAGAAGAAGCUGCAGAUAUUGCAAGAACAGAAACAUUUAGAAAAAAAUCGAAUCCACGUGAAACCUGAUUUGAUUGCUGCUGACGGCACCUUAAAGAAACCAAUAUUGACCACAGUGCCUUGUGAUACAACAAAAUCAUCAGAAAAAUUGCCAUCAAGUCCUGUGUAUGUACCAGAAGUUCCAGACGAGCCAAAGCUUAUUUCCCCAAGUAUUCUGCCCUAUGAUCCUAGAAUAAAAACUGCGACAGCUUUACAGAAUGGCGGAAAUGCCGUUGUUAGCGUUAAUCCACCCGAUGAUGUUGCUCCGGAUAAUCAACCGGAUCUCACUAGCAGCGAAAGCUCAUCGAUGUUUACCGCAAGUCCUGUGAAAGCUCGACCGAAAGAAAUCGAAACAUUCGUUCCUCGUCUUCCCGAUAAGAUCGAAAGCCCUCAAGCUUCUAACGACAAUAAGAAUACAGAUAAUGAGAGAAUGACCCAAAUAUCUAGUAAUAAUAGCAGUAGUAGCCAAAAACAAGCAACGACAAGUGACACUGAUUCGAAAAAACAUUCGUCUAAGAAAGCUUCAUCUACACGAUCUUCUUCAAAGCAGCGAGAGAGCCGGAGAAAAUCUUCGCGUAAAUCUACUUCCUCGUCUUCUCCGCACAAGAAGUCAUCUAAAUCUCGUAAACGAAGUCUCACCAGCGAACGUCAUCAUCAUCGUUCUCAUCAUCAUCAUCAUCAUCAUCGUCGACACUCGCCAAAGCAACAGCAAGGCCUCGACGAGGAGGAGCAGUUCGGCUCGCUGAUAAUCUCGCCACCACAACCCACGGUUAACGUGUUCAAAGAUAGGAGAGACAGUGUUGGGAGUACCAGCAGUUCACAUAGAACCAAGAGAUCAUCGUGCAGAGAAAGUAGUAGUCGAAGUAGAAGUCCAGAAAGUUGUAGAGAUGAGGCAGCGAAAAGAAAAGAUAGUACUAGUAGCAAGGAUGAGGAUCUCAGAGCAGCGUUGAUUGCGGCCAGUACGAGUAGCAGUAAAACGCCAAAAAUUGACGCAAAAGAAGAUUUAGACUUACGCGUUCUUCCCAUGACAAGCAACAAGCGCCAGUCAACAGAAGUUAUUCAAAGUUCAAGCGGAAAAAAAAGUAAAACAGAAGAAAACUUUGAUGAUCUAUUCGGCAAAGAAGACGUGGACCUUCGUCUUCUAAAUCCGGCUUUACCGAAGGUGAUCGCUGCGCAAAGCAUACAGCCACCAACACCAUCGCCUCCAAUGAUCUCCAACGAUAAAGACAGCUGGGCUAAGUUCAAAACGCCGACUAAAUCUUUAGAUAGUAGUUCCCGAUCUGACUCCUUCAGUCGAUCUCAAAGCGAUAGAUCAACAUCAGACCGCAGCCGUGAUCGAUCCAGUCGCAGUAAAUUUUACAACAAACAAUCUGACGAUCGGGGAAGACGCAGUGGUGGAAGAGAUUAUGAACGCAAUGCCGAUAGAAACAUAGAAAUCAUUAUGAAAGAGGCAGCUGAACAGCUAAAUCAAGGGACCAUCACUAAGGCGCAGUAUAAUAAAUUGAUACAAGAUGUGUUGCACAUGAGCGAGGACGAAAAACUGAGAGCUGCUCAAAGAAAGGAGAGAGAAAGUAAAAUAUGGGAUAGAAGUGAUAAGGGCCUAAGAAUGAAAGAGCAUGGCAUGCAUCCUCGACCACCUGGUCCAAGGUGGCCGCCGCCCUGGCAUCAGCAAUGGGCUCAUCCACCGGGUCCGUUCCAAGGACAUUUCCGGCCAAUGGGUUCCUGGCACCCGCGAUUUUGCGGUGGACCCAUGCGCCCAGAUUUUCAUCAAUUUCAUGCAGGCUUUAAUCCACGUCAUCCUGGUAUGAGUCCGAACGUACCUCCUAUUUUGCCAAACGGACCAAUAAAUCCAUUGACUGGUAGACCUAUGAAUCCACUGGGUGGGCCAUUAGGUCCUAUCCCACCUGGUGUAAUACGAGGAGAUGGUGCACUCCUUAUGCCAAACAGACGCUCACCGAAUUCUAUUGGGGAUGAUGGCUCAACGUGGUCGAAUUCGCCUUUUAGCCCUAAUAUUGGAAGUACUAGUGAUGGAAAGUCGAUGGAACAGGAAGAAUUCAGUUCAAGCAGUAAUCCUAAUAGUGAUGAACUACCACCGGCAGAUCCUAAUGUUUUAGAAGAGGUAGGAAAGGAUACCACGAGAUCAAUCAACAUAGACGAUACACCAAGGGAGAUCAGGUAUUACGGACACGCUGGCGUCAUCUUUAUGAACUGGGACGAUCCGAGAGAUAUUGGAUUCCAAAACGGCGCAAGAAGGAUUUCCAUAGAUGGCAAAGAUACAGUUGUUUGUUCAUUUAAUGACGAUUAUCGCGAAUUUACCUACGAAGGAGAAGUUCAUAAAAUAAAGCUUGGUGCACCUACGCGAGAAUUAUACAUUGAUGACAAAUGGUAUCAAGUUUACUUUGGCGGUCAAGCAAUCAUGGUUGAUCUGGGAAACAAGAAAGUUAGUGUCAAAUUAGAUGGACCGCCUCCUCAAGUCAAGAUAGGAACUACCAAGCGCACAGAUCUCGUUUUAGGAAAAAUCAACCUCAUCAUCAAUGCUAGAAGUAUGGUUCCAGUAUUCCUUGAUUCCAAGCCCCAAAUUUUUCAUAUCGAGGAUAGACCUUGUACUUUGGAGUUUCGCGAUGCUCUGCAAACGGUCCUGUUAAACGGCAGACCAUUCAACGUCGAAUUUGGUGGUCUACCCAAGCCCAUUCUCAUUGGGGAGAAAAAGCAUUUUGUGCGAUUCUCGGUAUUACCACGUGGUUUUCGGGCUGGUUAUGUUAAAAUUGCUGGGAUGAAGGGUGAACAGCCUAAGGAAACUUGUGUUACUGAUGAUACAGUGACCGGACAAAAUCAGACCGACAUAGCUUUAAGUAGUACUACGAAUGUGUCAUUGCUGAUCGAAUUAGAUGCUACUUCUCAAGAUGGCUUGGAUCAAUCAUAUACAUCGAAAUCAGAUUUACAACUGGACGUGCUGUCUUCGGUGGUAUCCUCGGCGAUGGCACCCUCAUCAGGACUAUCGUAUCAAGCCGAACCUUUUGAAAACACUAGUGUCACUUCCACUGCAGCCGUGCCGCUAAAUGAGCUUUUCAAAAGAUUAGUCGAAUCUGGAAUAUUCUCAAGCCUGAGUGAAACGAAAAAACCAGAGGAGGAAGAGAAGAAAGCCCCAGAGGUUCUUCCAGUCGCAUUCGACAAACCAGAAACAUUAAAAAUAAAAAAUCCAGCCAUGGUCGCUACUCUUUAUAGUGGUAUUCAGUGCAGUUCUUGUGGAGCUAGAUUUGCGCUGGAAAUAGCAGCUCGUUAUAGUCGCCACUUAGACUGGCACUUCAGACAGAAUCGAAAAGAACGAGACUCAUCUAGAAAAGCGCAUUCAAGACUUUGGUAUUACGAUGUCAGUGAUUGGAUACAGUUUGAAGAAAUCGAAGAUCUUGAGGAUAGAGCACAAAGUUGGUUUGAAACAGAAAAACAAACUAUGGAGAUCGAAAAUGCGGCGGCAGAGGAUCUCUUUGCUGAAACGAUGCAACCAAGCGUACCCACAGGCUCAGACGAAGACUCCUGCUGCCAAGUAUGCCACGAAUCUUUUGAACAAUUUUACAACGAUGAAAAGGAAGAAUGGCACUUGAGACCGGCUAUUUCUUUUGAGGACAAAAAUUUUCAUCCUAUCUGUCUAGAAGACUAUAAAGAAAAGCUUCUGGCGCGGACUUUGGAAGAGACAGCAACGGCUUUCGAUAUAUCUGAAUCAAGUGAAAAUAACAAAGAUGUCGAUAUUAAGGAUAUUAAAAGUGAGGACGCUGUAAAAGAAGAAAGUUUAGAUUUAAAAACUGAAGAUGAUCAAUUAAAAGAAGGAGAUGUAAUUAAAACGGAAGAAGAAAAAUCAGCAAAUACUUCAACUGUAGUAAUGGAACCAGUCGAAUCAAAAACAGAAUUAAUUGUAUCAGAUGAAAAUAACGUUGAGCAAUCAUCUCAGCAAGAAGAAAUAAAAGACGAAGAAAGUGAAUUCGAUUUAUCACUUACGGUAUCAAAUGAAUUGGAAACUAUGUUUGCGGAAAAUUCUGAAAAUACAACUAUGGAAACGGAAACAACGGAGGAAGGUAGUAAAACUCAAGAUCUUCUAGAAUCAGACCUAGCACCAGAAGAAAAACCUAUGGAAUCUGCCGUCGUUGAUUCGACUCAAGUUGAGGUAAAAAGUACAAUUGAUGGGAAUGUUGAGUUAGAAUCUACUACAUCAACGAUACCAGCUACUGCAUCAAAGAUCAAAAUAAAUAUUACAAAAUCACUCAAUUCGCCAAAAGAAUCUAAAGAUGAAAGGGAAGUUGUAGAAGCAAUGUCGGAAGAAGAAGAAGAGCCUACCGCAUCUUUGGUACCAGCAUCAGUAAAACCUGGUUUACAAGACCGAAAUUUUUCGGUCCUACCGCCAGUCGACAAGGGUGUUGAACUUUCUGCGUUAUGUUCGAUUAUGUAAAUAAUUCCGCAGUGUUGUGUACAUAAGCAUUACUUUUAUGAGCGAUAUGAACGCGUGCGUACGAAAACAUAAAAGUGCUCGCAUUUUUAGUGUUUUUGACUCGUUAAGUGUGCUUUGAAUUUCUGUUCUGGGUAUGAUGAAAAUGAAGUAUUGAGAUGAUGAUGAAGUAUUGAGUGAUUCAAAUACUUGUAAAUAUGUUUCAAGUACUGUGAUGUUUUGUAAAUAUUACUUGAUGUUUAUAACUACGAUUUCACGUUAUUGUAUGACAAAAAUCAGAAUGAGCUUUAUUUUUUUACACGAUGAAA
This is a messenger RNA of Nasonia vitripennis (jewel wasp), 6250 nucleotides long. RefSeq lists its product as uncharacterized. Gene Ontology annotation, cellular component: cytoplasm; mRNA cleavage factor complex. The transcript has 19 exons. NCBI's taxonomy places the organism in Eukaryota, Metazoa, Arthropoda, Insecta, Hymenoptera, Pteromalidae. The record is from RefSeq and is a predicted model, not a curated record. Gene Ontology annotation, molecular function: mRNA binding; RNA polymerase II complex binding. Gene Ontology annotation, biological process: termination of RNA polymerase II transcription. The coding region runs from base 783 to 5945 and encodes 1720 amino acids.